GUCAACAAAUGUGUGCCUACGCAGUUUUCGCACUACCCAAUAAUAAGAAAGAGUAUACUUGAUUUUCAUCGCACUCAAAAAAAAACACCACUACUUUAGGAUGUUUCGACCUCUUUUUGUAGUACUUGUAGUAGAAUUUACGCUAAUUUCCACAUUUGUCAACUCGCACAACGAAUCGGGCGAGUGGAGUUGCGAGUCGUCCGAUUCUGGUACCCAACUCGUUGCCGGGUUUCGACCCGGUGUUAUUACUCUUGAUGGGCACCCGGAUGAUUGGAAGGAUGUAAAUGGGUUUGAUUUCUCUCUUUUCCCUGCUCUUGACCCACAUGAAGAUGAUGCGUAUAAAAAUGGAAAAAUGAAUGUUAAGGCACUACAUGAUGGUAAAGAUGUAUUCUUUUUGUUGGAAGUUGAUGGAGAAUAUGCUUACUCCAAAGGAAAUAGUAACAAAUGUCCAUCUGUUGCUCUUAUGUUUCAGAUUGGUGAGAAUGCUACAUAUCAUAAUAUGGGUGGUUGUAAAGAGUCUCCUGGUUCCUGUACCAAUAAGAGUUGUCGCGGCUAUGAAGUUGACAUUAUGCAUUUCUCGAUAGGAACUGCUAUACCAGGACGCUUAUAUGGUGGAAACUUGGUUGAUGUUGGAACUGGCGGUGACAGAUUUGGUCAUUUGGUUGAUGUUUAUUCCUGGAAUCCACACUGUCGAUACCUUGAUGGACAUGGGCCUUCAGGUUCCAAUAAUACUGCUCAUAAUGAUUGGAAAGGAGCUUGGUGGCACAGCAGCCUCGAUGUUCACUCAGGGUUUGUGGAUGAAGAUAGCCCAUAUGCAUCUAACGGAAAGAAGGGAACCUAUUAUUUUGAAUUUUCAAGGCCUUUGAGGACCAUGGACCGGUUCCAACAGGAUGCUCAAUUCAAGAUUGGUGACACGAGCAAGUUCUCUGCAGCCUUUUGGUACCCAGUGGAUGGUAAUCCAUGGCAUGGCUCGGAACAUUACACUGUCAGCUGUGAUUGGCUCCCAUUGGAUUUUAUUUCUGGAGGGUCUAUGCUUACUGCAACCAAGGCCACAACAUCUAGCUCCUGGGAUGCAGCUGUUGCUUUCUCUUUCCUACUCUCGGUGGUUGCUUUCUGCUCAUCGGUUUUUGUGGGCUAUCGAGUCUCUAAGCGGAGAGAUGUGCCUUAUACACAGAUGGGUCUUUAGGAUAAUAGGCGAUUUGUGUGUUGUAUUAUAAUAUUUUUUUACCUUAAAUUUCAUUUGUUUCACACUUGGUUGCCUUCUUUAGUAUAGUAUUCAAAUGUAUUUGUUAUAGUUCAUGUCUCGGAUUACACUAUACUUAUGCAAUGGGAGGUCUUCUUUUCUUUCUUUCUUUUA
Beta vulgaris subsp. vulgaris (sugar beet) is the source of this 1357-nucleotide messenger RNA. RefSeq lists its product as hypothetical. The record is from RefSeq and is a predicted model, not a curated record. Lineage: Eukaryota; Viridiplantae; Streptophyta; Magnoliopsida; Caryophyllales; Amaranthaceae. Bases 101 to 1186 code for a protein of 361 amino acids. Gene Ontology annotation, molecular function: heme binding. The transcript has 8 exons.